AUGGACAAACAAGAAACUGGGAACUCUGGAAAAUUACAUGGUGGGGACCCUGUAGGGUCAUGCCAAGAAUCUAGCAUGCAGAAUGGUUCAAGUCCUCAUGCAACACCAUCGAUCAGUCCUACUGCUUCAUUGAUAAGCAGCGAUAGCUGUGUCUCAAGCUGCAGUGAUUUUUCAGUCGAUGCAAACUCUCAUGGCCGCGGUUAUCAAGAGGAAGGUAACUCAAACGGAAGUCAAGUGGGCCCUAAUUUUGGCUUAAAGCGGCAUCCGCAAGACAUGAGGCUACCAAUUCAUGUAAGUAAAAUCCACAGAUCCUCCACGGUGGUGAAAAGCAACCUUGAGGAAAGCAAUAAUUUAAAUGCUAGGUGCAAUGGUGGAGAUGUAAAAUAUAACGGAAUUGGUGAUGAUGAAGAAACAAGAAAUAAUGGUGUGGAAAGAGCUAGUUCAGCUAGUGAUGAGGAAACUGGGUUUUCUUCUUAUAAUGACGAAACUGAUAGUCGAUUUUGGUUACCACCGGAACCAGAAGACCAAGAAGAUGAUAUCGAGGACAGCGUGGCUAAUUAUGAUGAUGAUGAUGAUGAGUGUGGUGACGGAAUGAAUUGGGGAAAACCAAGUUCUUUUAGUAGCUUUGGAGAAGAAGGAAGUGGAAAUUACAGGUUUAAAGAGGGAAAGCAAAAAGCAAUGAAUGAAGUGAUGAACGGCAAGUUCAAGGACCUCGUGGGUCAACUUCUCAAAACAGUGGGGCUUGCCUCUACAGGAAAAGAUGGAGAACCCUGGGUGGAUAUAGUGACUUCUUUAUCAUGGGAAGCUGCUUUAUUUGUGAAGCCUGAUGCCUCUGAGGGCAAGGCCAUGGAUCCUGAUGGCUAUGUCAAGGUCAAAUGUAUUGCGACUGGUACACGCAGUCAAAGUCAACUGAUCAAAGGCUUGGUGUUCAAAAAGCAUGCUGCUCACAAGCACAUGCCUACAAACUACAGGAAUCCUAAAUUGUUGUUGAUUCAGGGUUCUCUUGGUUUAUCCUCUAGUAGGUUAUAUUCGUUUGACUCAAUGAAUGAGGAGAAGGAUAGUCUGAAAUCUCUGAUUGAGAUGAUAGAAAUGUGUCAGCCUAAUGUGGUUUUGGUGGAGAAAACUGUGUCUCGUGAUUUGCAAGAGUCUAUUCUUUCGAAAGGAAUGACUUUAGUCUUUGAUAUGAAGCUCCAUCGUCUAGAGAGAGUUGCUCGUUGUACUGGUUCAACGAUCUUAUCCUCUGAUACAUUGAUUGGCCAAAAGCUUAGGCAGUGUGAUUCCUUUCAUUUUGAAAAAUUUGUCGAAGAACAUGCCGCUCCUGGUGAUGGUGGAAAGAGACCAAGUAAAACUUUGAUGUUCCUUGAGGGCUGCCCUACACGUCUGGGUUGUACGAUUUUGUUGAUGGGAACACACAGUGACGAGCUGAAGAAGGUCAAAUGCGUUGUUCAAUGUGCAGUUGUCAUGGCAUAUCAUUUAAUCCUUGAGACUUCCUUUCGUCUAGAUCAAACAAUGAUGUUUUCUACCAUUCCUCUUACUGUAGAGGCAAAUUUGUCACUUACUGAUAAACAAUCCCCAUCUGGUGGCUCUGGUGGUACAAUUGUUUCUUGUUUUGAGGUGCCUAGUGGUGAAAGUGACUCAUCAUUUUCAAUUGAUGUUCCCAUCUCGAAUGGAGUCCAUGAAGAUGACUCCCCAGACUUAAACUCGGGAUUAGAAGGCAACUCAUCUUUGUCUUUUGAGCCGUACAACCCUGUCAUUCUUUCUGGGUUAUCAUAUCUCUCAGCCUCUCUUAAAAAGGUCAUGGGGGAUAACUUUCCUCUUUUUUCUACUUCUCGUCAGUGUAUGUCAGCAUGCUUUGACUUUGAUGAAAGGUACCCCAAUGGUCAGAUUCAAACAGAUGUUCAUGUUUCGAGCUCUCCGGAUACAAUUGAUCAUGGUGAUAUGGAGGUAAAGGGUAGGCCUGAUGAAGAGAGGGCACUUGAUAAUGAACAACCACUUUUAUCAUCAACUGGUUGUGAAGCACCUCUGGAAACACACAAGUCUGGUGGUAAUAAUGAAGACCAAGUGCAGAGUAAGGAUGACAUUAGCACAGUGUUGGAUUCUGCAAGUAUUUUGGUUUUGAUGUCAAGCCGGAAUUGUACAACGGGGAAUAUGUGUGAGCAUAGUCAUUUUUCUCACAUAAAGUUCUACCGGAAUUUUGAUGUUCCUCUUGGAAAGUUUUUGCGGGAUAAUUUACUCAAUCAGAGGCUCCAGUGUAAGACGUGUGGUGAACCUCCAGAAGCACAUUUUUACUACUAUGCACAUCAUAAUAAGCAACUCAUGAUUAAAAUUAGACGUCUCCCUAUAGCCAAGUGUUUACCUGGUGAAACCGAAGGGAAGCUUUGGAUGUGGAGUCGGUGUGGUAGAUGUAAAUCCCACAAUGAAAACUCAAUGGCGACCAAGAGAGUGUUGAUAUCCGCUGCUGCACGGGGUUUGUCAUUUGGAAAGUUUCUGGAACUCAGCUUUUCAAACUAUUUUUUAUUCAGUCGACCAUCUAGCUGCGGGCAUUCAUUUCACAGGGAUUUUCUGUACUUCUUUGGAUUAGGCCCCAUGGUUGCACUAUUCAAGCACUCUCCAGUUGUAAACUACUCUGUGUCUAUGCCUCCUCAGAAGCUGGAGUUUGGCAACUCAAUCCGAGGAGAGUUGCUUGUGAAAGAUUUUGAGAAUGUGCACAUGAAAGGAAUUUUAAUGUUCAUGGACGUUGAAAUAUCUUUGAAGGAGAUCAGAUCUCAAUUUGAAGGCUUAACUCUGAACCUUAAAGGAUCAUCAAAGGAUUUUUCUGAUAUUGAGGAGAUGCUGAAGCAGGAAAGAUUUCAAUUUGAGGUUAAAUAAUUUUCUUUGCUAUACCUGUCCUUUCAUGUCUUUUGAUUUAUGUGAUAGCACUUCUAUCAGUCUUAUGAAUUUUAUUUUCCCUUGUAUAUAUAUGUUUGUCAAUACCUAUGUUCUCUUUUCCUCAAGUUAAGAUAAUGCUUACUGUG
Messenger RNA from Ilex paraguariensis (yerba mate), 3014 nucleotides. NCBI's taxonomy places the organism in Eukaryota, Viridiplantae, Streptophyta, Magnoliopsida, Aquifoliales, Aquifoliaceae. The record is from the annotation of a GenBank genome assembly.